GAAAGUGCUUGGCUAGCCGACUUGGAUCAUCUCCUAGAUUUGAGGAGAAAUAACCAUCACCAAGUUUGAAUUUGCUAAACCUUUAGGCUUUGCUGGCAGGAAAGAAGCAUUCCACUCUUGGAGCCUAAAAUGGAUCCAGAAGAUAUGGGCUCAGGUAAACUAGGCCAAAUACUGAAGCAGAUAUGGAAACAAAACCUGAUGCUGAAGCAGGCCCUCCAGGGCCGUGACCAUGCUGAAGGGGCUGGUGGGGCCACCUGGAUAGCCACCGUGGUCUUCCUGGGUCAGGAGCUCAGCGGGGCCCUGCAUCGGCUCUUGGAGCACACCGCAGGCACGCUGUGCUCCACCUGCCAGCAGCUGGGUGUGCUGCUUGACAAGGACAACCAGUGUACCUGGAGACAAGAAAUCGUUGCUCUCAUAGACUGCCUCAUGAAAAUAAAGGACUCUUUGGGGAGCACUGCUACACUUCUAAAGAAAGAAGAAAAGCAGAUGUGUAAUUUAGGCGGCACGCGUGAUGAAUGCCCUCCACCGCAGACAAUGUCUGCCAUUCAGGAUAUCAAAGCAACAGACAUUGCUGCAAGACAGGAACAAAAUGUCAUAGAAACAGCUACUGUUUCUCCCGCAAGUGGUGGGGAAAGUCUUUGCACACACCAGGACCCGUCAAAGGAAAAUAAAACACGCAGGAGUUCAGCGCCAGUGGAAGAGGAAAACGGUCCAUUAUUGAAUGGAGACGUAACUGGGCGAGAAGAGUCACAGAACAAAAUGUUCCCAGAUGAUGCAGAAAAUGGAGCUGGUAAACACACAGCACACGUGACAGUUGAGAACACGAACGGCCACAGGGAAGAGAUGCAUGACAUCAUUCUGACAGCAGAAAGAGAAAUUCAAGAGAGCUCAGAAAACCAAAGAGAGGAGGCUAGCACAUCCUUAAUAGCAUGCGACACGGCCAAUAAAUACGUGAAUAGUCUUCUUCCCAAUGAUUCAGAGAGUCUAAAGCAGAGAAGUCACAUGAUGGAAAAGGAGUAUGUUGAUGUGCUCAGUGGCGAUGCAGGCCCCCAAGUGGCUUGCUACAUCACCGCGCCAUCAUACCUUCUACAACACCUAGAGUGCCGAAUAGCUAACAGCAUGAGUUCUUUAAUAGUGAGUGACAGUGAAGAGCUGGUCAGCAAUGUCGUCAUUGUCGAGUGUUCAGAUAUGGAAGGGAGAAUUCCAUUUCCAAUAUGCAUUGCAAUUCCAUUUACUGCACGUUACAGGGGAAAUUACAAAGACAUCCUGGUGAAAGUGUCUGACAGAAACCUUCAAUCAAGUUACCUAACCCCAGGUUCACUGGAAGGAACGAGAGGAAGUUACAAGGGGGUCUGUGCUGAAGUGAAAGUCUACAAGCUGGGUAUCUUUUCUGUCAUGUCCUGUUUAAAGAAAGAGUCCUUCACAAUAACAAAGAGAGGCCUUACCCUCAAGCCAAGCAUGGAUCCUCGAAUAUCCUUGCAUUACCCUCCAGGAGUUUUCAGCUCACCAGUGCUUGUACAGUUGAAGGUCCAACCAGUUGACCCAGCUCUGGUGGCGUAUUUAAAAACACAGCAAGAUGCUUCCUACUCGGUGCUAUCCACAAGCCCGCUGGUUCACAUGCAGCACCCAUCAACACAUCCUUUCCAGAAGCCAGUCACCGUGUCCCUGCCUUGUUCUCCACACCUGGAUACAAAGAAUUUUGGGUCUGAGAUCGAUCAUAAAAGAACAGUUGGUACCACAACAAAAAGGAUCAUCCCUUUAUACCUCAACCGGGCAAGAAGUGCUUCCAUAAGAAAACCUGGGAACAACGCCUGUGAAUCUUUGAAAUUACUGGGAUUCAGAAGCCGAGACAGUGGUUGGUUUGAGCUUGAUGAUGUUGUGGUGAGAGCCGUGCAGAGUGGCUUGGUAUCAUUUGAAUUGCACGAACACUUAGAGAGGUUUAUUGUGCUCCAUCUGUCUUCCACUGUGGACAAUAGCCACUUGGUUUCUUUUGUGAAAUCUUUGGAGGAAGCCAUGCUCAGUACCAGCGCCUGUGUAGUACUGUAUCACCAGAAGGACAACCCGUAUAGACUAGUUAUUUUGGUGGUGCCUUCUAAAGACUUAAACCAGGUGCUUAGGAAUUUGCGCUCGGAAGCCUUCAGUGGUCCUCCAGAGCCGUCUUGCCAUUUCCAAGUGAAAGAAGGAGAACAACUUCUCCUGAGGUUUACUGGAAACAUAUUUGCCUCAAGCAAUGGGAAGGAUUAUGGAAAGGACUACAAGCUGAUUUUUCAUUUACAAAGAAGACCCAGGCUGGAACUCCAAAUCAAAGAGGUGGAUGAAUUUGGCAACUACAGCUGUUCUCACUAUAAGGGCAUGAUUGUAGUUUAUAAAGUCCCUAAAGAAAAAACAGUGCACAAUUUGGAUCAAUCUCUCAUACUUAAUGAAAACCAUUAUCAGUUGCCAAUUUGCAAAUUACCAUUGAGAUUGCCAAAGCAUGAAAAAUUAAUCAACCGGCCACAGAGUACCAAAAGAAUUUCUACAGAUCCCCUAGAAGCCCUGUGGGACAACUUGCUCUACUGGUUGGCAGAGGAGCUCUCAGAAGAAAACGCCAUGAGUCUGUCCUCGUCCCUCCCCCUCCGCCGCAGCACCAUUCAGCUCAUCAAACUGAAGAACCCAGAUGAUCUCACGGAGCAGAUCCACGAACUUCUCUGCUUCUGGAAAAAGUCACUCCCAAAUUCCACGGAUAAACUUCGCCUCCUGGCCCGUCAUCUGCGCAAGAUUGGCAGGAGUGAUCUUUCCGAAGAGCUCAAGUUCAAGUGGGAAAAUAAAGUGUUCACUGAACCACAGCAGUGGUUUGAGACGGCAGAGUGAAGUCGGUUAUUCCUUCUUCAGGUCAUAGUUGGUUGUAAGAUAGUUUCUGUCAACAUCUUAAUCAGUGACUUCCAAAUAAUGUUUUUGAAGUGAACCUGUUUGAUAGAUGUGCUGUUGAGACAAGUGGCGAAGCACUAGUCCCAUAAUGAAAAGCAUUCAUAGGUUUGAGUGAUCUGCUCACUCAAUGGUCCAGUGUGAUCUAAGCUCUGCAAACAUGAUUGUCUUGGGUCCAGCCAAACUCAAUAGCAUUUGCCAUAGAGUUUGCUCUGUUCGUGUUUUAACAGCUGAGGUCACUUUCUAAGUGUAAAGGGAAACUGUGAUGUAUAGAUAGCCUUUUUUAUCGUUAUCUAUCUACAUAAAAGUAAAAUACUUAUCCAGGAUCCCAAGCAACUAAUCCUCAUUGGGUGCACACAGUGGGGCCCACAGGUAGCAAUGCUGGGCAAACUGGGCUGCAGAAACCUGAUACGGAUGAUAGCAAAUCACUCUCAGAAAACAGAUCAGCUCUCAAUAAAUUAAAAAUAGGACAACAUUCCAGGCACUUCCUGCCACAAACUUUUUGUGUAAUAAAGUAUAGUCUGCAAUAGGGAAAACCUCAUAUUUUAUUAUUAGUGGGGAUGAGGCAAGUGCAGAGGAAAUGCAGUGUCAGUGAGAGAAUUCAGGACCCUUUUACCUACUUAGGAGAUAAACUCUUUUUUUAAAUUGGUUUGAGAGAAACCUUAUACAUAAGCCCUACAAAAAUAGUACAUUUUUAUAUAAACAUGUAAAUAUUUAUAUAAAUAGUAUAUAAAAAUAGCUGGUGGUCUGGUUUCAUUUUCUUUUUGCAUUUAUCAGUCAAGUUUUCCCAACAUCAUUCGUGGAAGACACUGUCUUGGCUCCAUCGUAUGCUCUUGCCACCUUUGUCAAGUAGCAGUUGUUUGCACAAGCAUGACUUUAUUCCUGGGUCCUCUGUUCUGUUCCGUUGAUCUGUGUGUCUGUCGCUGUGCCAGUACCAGGGUGUUCUUACCCCAGUGACCUUGUAGUACAGCUUGAUAUCGGGAGCUGUGAUACUUCCAGCUUUGUUCUUUAUUCAGAAGGCUGCUGAGGCUAUUUGGGGUCUUUUUUUGGUUCCAUAUAAAUUCUUGGGAUAUUGUUGUAGUUCUGUGAAGUAUGCCAUUGGUAUUUUAAAAGGAAUUGCAUUGAAUGUAUGGAUUGCUUUUGGUAGAAUGCCUAUUUUAAUGAUGUAACUUCUUCCAAUCUAUGAACACGGUAUAUGCUUCCACUUAUUUGUAUCUUCCUCGAUUUCUUUCUUCAGUGUUCUAUAGUUUUCCAAGUACAGUUGUUUUGCCCCGUUGG
This is a messenger RNA of Phyllostomus discolor (pale spear-nosed bat), 4182 nucleotides long. It is a transcript of the gene DTHD1, whose product is annotated as death domain containing 1. The transcript has 10 exons. Gene Ontology annotation, biological process: signal transduction. The coding region runs from base 130 to 2850 and encodes 906 amino acids. The record is from RefSeq and is a predicted model, not a curated record. Lineage: Eukaryota; Metazoa; Chordata; Mammalia; Chiroptera; Phyllostomidae. Gene Ontology annotation, molecular function: protein binding.